Molecule: messenger RNA, 498 nt
Organism: Fusarium verticillioides 7600
Lineage: Eukaryota; Fungi; Ascomycota; Sordariomycetes; Hypocreales; Nectriaceae
Exons: 1
Coding region: 1-498 (165 amino acids)
Source: RefSeq, a predicted model, not a curated record
AUGCUAUGUAUCUUGCUGGUGUCCUUCCCAUACAAUACCCGUACCCCAGACUCACUCACCUGCUGGGGGGUGACUGACUGGACUGUGGGCUGUGGGCUGUGGGCUGUGGGUGAGGUGACGGGCGGAUGCCAGUCAAGUGGGGGAUCGUGGGGAGCGGUGUGUCGACCCUCUACUCUGUGUGGAUGGCCUUUAGUCUUCAUCACAAGACGACACCAUAAUCAAGAUGGGCAACGUGGGCUGCAAUGGGAAAAUACCACCCUACCAUCGGCAGCGCAGCGCUAUCCCACUCAACUACAUCAUCGCAAAGAUUUCUGGUCUGAUUAUUUACGUUUGAUAAUACAGAUAUUGGCCAAGAUCGACUCCCUCACGAUUCAAUGGCUCUCAUUCAAGACAUAUCAAACACUUGGCAUGCUUACUGUGCCUCCCGGAAUUCGGCUUCUUGACUCGCUCGGCACUUGGUCACCAGCACAAUACAGCACAGCACAUGCAAUCUCGUGA